AUGCAACCUCCAAGAAAUGUGAGCGAAGUCAAGUCCCUUCUCGGAAUGACCCAGUACGUAUCUCGGUUUAUUCCCAACUAUGCCUCCAUCACAACACCCUUGCGCACCCUGACCCACCAGAACGCCAAAUGGCAAUGGCAAGCGGAACAAGAGAAUGCCCUGAAGAAACUUCAACACGAGCUUACGAAUGAUCCUGUUAUGGCUUACUUCGACCCUUCGAAACCAACCACCGUCAUUGUUGAUGCCAGCCCCCCGGGUUUAGGAGCACUGCUUACUCAAGAAGGCAGAGUUAUCAGUUAUGCAAGUCGUGCACUUUCCAGUGUAGAAUCCCGCUAUUCACAAACUGAACGAGAGAUAUUAGCCGUUAUAUGGGCUAUCGAACACUAUCAUCUUUACCUCUAUGGUGCUAAGUUUGCUAUCAUCACCGACCACAAGCCGCUACUCGGAAUCUUCAAAAGUCAGAAACCAACUUCAGCGAGAAUCGACCGCUGGAAUCUAAGACUGAUGCCUUAUGAUUGCGAAGUUGUUUACAACCAGGAAAAGAUGCAGAAAACCCUGCCGACUCUCUCAACCGUCACCCCAACCCUGUCGUUUCUUCGCCCACCGACAACACCACCGAAGCAUAUAUCAACUAUUUGUGCACCAACCUCAUCCCCAAAGCUAUGAAACUAGACGAAGUGAAGAAAGAAAACGCUGGCGACCCAGUCCUUUGCAAGCUUUCUGAAGCAAUCACACACAACCGAUGAUUCGAUCCUGAAGUGAAACCGUUCGUUAACGUAAAGGACGAACUGUCUGUCUGCAAUGGAUUAAUCGUCAGAAACCACCGCCUAGUGCUACCUCAUUCACUGCAGAGCCAAGCCAUAGAUCUUGCAUACGUAGGCUACCAAGGCAUAGUCAAAACGAAAAUGCUACUUCGUGAAAAGAUCUGGUUCCCCUCCAUAGAUACGAUGGUGGAACAGAAAGUCAAGACGUGCCUGCCAUGCCAAGCAGCAACUACAGGUACCCAUCGACAUCCAGAACCCUUGAUCAUGACACCGCUGCCCGACGCACCAUGGCAAGAGGUUGCUGUUGACUUUGUUGGUCCGUUCCCAUCAGGCGAGCUGCUACUCGUUGUCAUCGACGAAUUUAGCCGAUUCCCCGAAGUAGAAAUUGUCACCAUACGAGCGCAAAAGCUGUCAUCCCAAAGCUGGAUAACAUAUUUUCCCGCCAAGGUGUUCCUGUUGUUCUUAAAAGUGAUAAUGGUCCGCCAUUUAAACAGCUCGGAAUUUGAACAAUUUGCCAGCUACCUUGGUUUCGAACAUCGCAAAGUCACUCCGUAUUGGCCAAAGGCGAAUGGAGAAGUGGAACGGUUUAUGCGCAUCAUUGAAAAAGCCAUACGUACAGCAGACAUCGAGAAGAAGAACUGAAAACAAGCCUUGUAUCAAUUUCUCCGCCAAUACAGAGCCAUACCGCACAAUACGACGAAUGUGUCACCAUCCGAGGCCCUGAACAAUCGAAAGUUGAAGAUACCACUUCCGAGUGUUCCAAAAACUCAGCAACAAGAAACCCAAGAUCCAAUGCGAAAACGAGAUCACGAAAAGAAAGAAAAGAUGAAGAAAUACUCAGAUCAUCGACAACACUCGAAAACAACUAAUCUGAAGAUAGGAGACACUCAGACACAGUCUUGUACCGCCAACCAAGAAGAACAAGCUUACCCCACCGUUUAACUUCAAACCAUUUACUGUUGAAACUCGGAAAGGAACUAUGGUUACCGUCAAACGUGGCUCGAAGAAGAUAACACGCAACAUAUCCUUCUUCAAAAAGAUUGAUAAUCGUGUAACGGAUACUUCAGAUGACGAAAAUGAUGACGACGAUUUUGAAUGCGACCGAACCAACGAAGACCAACACAAUCAAGAACCUGCUUAUUUACGAAGAUCCCAGCGAGAAAGAAGACAACCAAAUAGACUUGGAUUUGAACAUUGA
Paramuricea clavata is the source of this 1962-nucleotide messenger RNA. NCBI's taxonomy places the organism in Eukaryota, Metazoa, Cnidaria, Anthozoa, Malacalcyonacea, Plexauridae. The record is from the annotation of a GenBank genome assembly.